Pneumocystis murina B123 is the source of this 1788-nucleotide messenger RNA. RefSeq lists its product as hypothetical. The transcript has 10 exons. Bases 1 to 1788 code for a protein of 595 amino acids. Gene Ontology annotation, biological process: mitotic sister chromatid cohesion; maintenance of mitotic sister chromatid cohesion. Gene Ontology annotation, cellular component: chromatin; SMC loading complex. Gene Ontology annotation, molecular function: double-stranded DNA binding. The record is from RefSeq and is a predicted model, not a curated record. Lineage: Eukaryota; Fungi; Ascomycota; Pneumocystomycetes; Pneumocystales; Pneumocystaceae.
AUGUUAUCGCCUCAUAUAUUUUUGUGGUCAGUUGCAGAAAAUGUUUUUUCAGAAGCAAAAAGGAUUGUUUCAUUUUCAAAAGAACCUUUUCCUUAUGAAGAAUAUUAUAAAUUGAUUGCAACGGGUCUUGGAUGUCUUGAAACAUUGCUUUGUUAUGAUAAAUUGGAAGUAAAUAUUGAAAUAAAGACGAGAUUUCGUAUGGCAGAAGUGAUUUUUUAUGAAACAGAAGAUAUACAAAAAGCAGAAUGGAUUCUUAGUAAAGGUGUAAUUUUAGCACAAAGAAAAAAUGAAGAUAUAGAAACGAAAUUCGCAAUGCAGCAUUUGCAAAUUCGUAUAGUUGCUCGAAAAUCAUUAAAAACAGCACAAGUUUUGCUUAAAUCGUGUAUUGAAGAAGCAGAAGAACGUCAAAUGGUUGAUUGGAUUUAUAUUUUUUUAUUUUUACAGUUUGAUAUUUUGUCAUAUGCAGUAAAUCAAGAUUCAGAACGAAUGGGUCGUUUAUCUACUUUAAUGAAGAUCAUUUGUAUUGCUGAGAAUCGAAAUGAUAAUCUAGUUUGCAUUGUUGCGCGACUUUUUGAAACUUAUCUAAGAAUUGAAACAGAAGAAUAUCAAAUGGCAAAAAAAUGUUUAAAUUAUGUAUCAGCAAUACAAACAAAAAUUAGCAAUAUAUCUUUUUUGAAUAUGAUUAAAAUGAUGUUUAAUAUUUUUUUAAAUUUAAUUCAGGGAUAUGGAAAAGAAGCCAUACAUGAAUUGAGGGAUUUACAUCAUGAACUUGACGCAUUUGCAGAAGAAACUAACUGUUUAUAUCAAGAUACUCUUAAUUUACCGCUAAGUCAAAAUGGACUUAAUAUGAAAAUUUAUUGGUUUAAUGCUCAGCAACUUUUUAUAUAUGGCCAUAUUUUGUCUGGAAUGUGUUAUUUGCCAGAUUAUAGUUCUUCUAAGGCAGAAGUUUUCUUUAACGAAGGAUUAGAAAUGCUAAGAUAUGAUUUUGCUUAUGAUCAGUUUUUAACAAAUGGUUUACGAACAAAUAAGGAUUUGGAUUGGUUUGAAAUUACACGUCAAAUGUGUUUAAUUUAUUAUUGUUUUGCAUUAAUGUUAAGAUCUAAAUUUAAUAAAGCUUUUGAGUGUAUUGAAAUUCUUGAAAAGUACUCUUCAUCGUUUACUGUUAUUACGAGAGCAUUGUUUAUGCUUUUAAAGGGAACUUAUGCACAAUUCACUGGUCAAUUAGAUACAGCAUUGAAAGCAUAUGAAUCAAUACCUGUUUUUUUACAUGCAAUUAGUUUGGUAGGAAGUCUUAACUCUGUUCUUAUUUUUCAAGGAAAUCAAUUACAAGAUAAAAAACGAGUUUAUGAAAUACUUCAUAAUAUUGAACCAUUGUGUCAAUCAUCAAGUUUUACACAAUUAAAAUUUGCAUGGAAUUUAAUUAGUGGAUCUGCGGGAAAAGAUGUUCUAUAUUCCAAGAAUUCAUUGUCAUAUGUUGUAUCUGCAUCAGAAAAACAUACAAAUACUCAGUUUCGAGUUAUGGCUUUAAUAGCAUUGUGCUACUAUUUCAUUGUCCAUUCUGAAAGUGAACAGGCAGAGAAAAUGCUCGUAUCAGCUUAUUUACUUUCUAAGAAUGCUGAAAAUGAUAUCUGGGCUUUUAUGAGUGGAAACCUUUUACAAGAAUUAAUGAAAAAGAAAAAUAAAAAUAUAAAGGCUGAAAAACAAUUUCAACUAAAUUUAAAACACAAGGAACGUAUUUUAGAUAUAUUUAAUAAUACUAAUGCGAUUUCUAUAAACUGUUCACUCUAA